Chelonoidis abingdonii (Abingdon island giant tortoise) is the source of this 2389-nucleotide messenger RNA. The record is from RefSeq and is a predicted model, not a curated record. Lineage: Eukaryota; Metazoa; Chordata; Testudines; Testudinidae.
ACACGUGGCUUUGUCUCUCUUGGUACUUAGCAUCAUGGACACAGACCUGUAUGAUGAGUUUGGGAAUUACAUCGGGCCAGAGCUGGAUUCUGAUGAUGAUGAUGAUGAACUGGGCAGAGAGGCCAAGGAUCUUGAUGAGCUUGAUGAUGACGACGACGACGAUGAUAUAGGAGAUCAUGAUGAAGAUCAUCCUGGAAUGGAGGUCGUACUGCAUGAGGAUAAGAAAUACUAUCCAACUGCUGAAGAGGUUUACGGACCUGAAGUAGAGACCAUAGUGCAGGAGGAGGAUACCCAGCCUCUCACUGAGCCUAUUAUUAAACCUGUGAAAACCAAGAAAUUCUCCCUGAUGGAGCAGACGUUGCCUGUCACUGUGUAUGAGAUGGAUUUCCUGGCAGAUCUGAUGGACAACUCUGAACUGAUUCGGAAUGUGACCCUGUGUGGGCAUCUCCACCAUGGCAAGACUUGUUUUGUGGAUUGCCUGAUAGAGCAGACGCACCCAGAGAUCAGGAAGCGCUACGACCAGGAUCUUUGCUACACUGACAUACUGUUCACGGAGCAAGAGAGGGGUGUUGGCAUCAAGAGCACCCCAGUGACUGUGGUUCUACCAGACACCAAGGGGAAAUCCUUUCUCUUCAACAUCAUGGACACCCCAGGCCAUGUGAACUUUUCUGAUGAGGUUACUGCUGGCCUUCGUAUUUCGGAUGGAGUUGUGCUUUUCAUUGAUGCGGCCGAAGGGGUUAUGCUGAACACAGAGAGGCUGAUCAAGCAUGCAGUGCAGGAGAGGCUGGCAGUGACCGUGUGCAUUAAUAAGAUAGAUCGGCUGAUCCUGGAACUGAAGCUUCCCCCCACCGAUGCCUAUUACAAACUCCGACACAUAGUAGAUGAGGUCAACGGCUUGAUCAGUAUGUAUUCCACCGACGAGAACCUGAUCCUCUCCCCUCUUCUGGGGAACGUCUGCUUCUCCAGUUCCCAGUACAGCAUCUGCUUCACGCUUGGCUCCUUUGCAAAGAUUUAUGCAGACACAUUUGGAGACAUCAAUUACCAGGAGUUUGCAAAGCGACUUUGGGGUGAUAUCUACUUCAACCCCAAGACACGAAAGUUCACUAAAAAGGCCCCGACCAGCAGUUCCCAGCGGAGCUUUGUAGAGUUUGUCCUCGAACCCCUGUACAAGAUCCUGGCUCAGGUGGUUGGUGAUGUGGACACCACCCUCCCCCGCACUCUGGAUGAGCUGGGCAUCCACCUGACCAAAGAGGAGCUGAAGCUAAACAUUCGACCCCUGCUAAGGCUCGUCUGCAAGAAGUUCUUUGGGGAGUUCACAGGCUUUGUGGACAUGUGUGUGCAGCACAUUCCCUCCCCAAAGGUGGGCGCCAAGACCAAAAUCGAGCACACCUACACCGGCGGCGUCGACUCAGACCUGGGGGAGGCCAUGAGCGAGUGUGACCCUGAUGGUCCACUAAUGUGUCACACCACGAAAAUGUACAGCACAGACGACGGGGUUCAGUUCCACGCCUUUGGCAGGGUGCUGAGUGGGACCAUCCAUGCAGGUCAGCCCGUGAAGUUACUGGGAGAAAACUACACCUUGGAGGAUGAAGAGGAUUCCCAGAUCUGCACUGUGGGACGGCUCUGGAUCUCAGUGGCAAGAUACCACAUAGAGGUGAACCGGGUCCCUGCCGGCAACUGGAUUCUAAUAGAGGGGGUGGACCAGCCCAUUGUGAAGACUGCAACCAUCACAGAACCUAGAGGCAAUGAGGAGGCUCAGAUCUUCCGUCCAUUGAAGUUCAACACCACGUCUGUCAUCAAAAUAGCCGUGGAACCUGUCAACCCUUCGGAGCUCCCUAAAAUGCUGGAUGGCCUGCGAAAAGUCAACAAGAGCUACCCGUCGCUCACCACCAAGGUGGAAGAAUCUGGGGAGCACGUGAUCCUGGGGACGGGGGAGCUGUACUUGGACUGUGUGAUGCAUGACUUACGGAAAAUGUAUUCAGAGAUUGAUAUCAAGGUUGCUGAUCCAGUUGUGACGUUCUGUGAGACUGUUGUGGAAACUUCCUCCCUGAAGUGUUUUGCUGAGACACCCAAUAAGAAGAACAAGAUCACGAUGAUUGCUGAGCCACUGGAGAAGGGGCUCGCGGAGGACAUUGAGAAUGAGGUGGUCCAGAUCACCUGGAACAGGAAGAAGCUGGGUGAGUUCUUCCAGACCAAGUAUGACUGGGAUUUGCUGGCUGCCCGCUCCAUCUGGGCCUUUGGGCCAGACGCCACUGGCCCAAACAUUCUGGUAGAUGACACGCUGCCCUCAGAGGUGGAUAAGGCUCUGCUGGGCUCUGUGAAGGACAGCAUCGUACAGGGGUUCCAGUGGGGCACAAGGGAAGGGCCCCUCUGUGAUGAGUGUAAGUAA